GCCUUCAUUACUCCGUCUUCCGCCUGAUUUGGCAGAUCUCAUUUCGCACCGUUUCGGGGAGCGUGACCGAACCUUUUCACAUCCGAACAACCGUCACUGGAGGGAAGAUGCUCGCCGUAAUGCGCAGACAGCUGAAGAGCCACCCAGCUCUGAUCCCCCUUUUAUUCUUCAUUGGUGGAGGGGCAGCCAUGUCCAUGAUGUACCUGGCUCGUCUGGCCAUCAGAAACCCAGAUGUGAGCUGGGAUCGCAAGAACAACCCAGAGCCCUGGAACAAGCUGGCCCCAACCCAUCAGUACAAGUUCUACGCAGUUAACGUGGACUACAGCAAGCUGAAGAAGGAAGGUCCUGAUUUCUAAAGAUCCCAUCUUCUGGAGCAAAAGCACAAAGAUCAGUUGAUCCGCACAGCCCCGCUAGGAGCUUCUAUUGGGAGCCCGAGGGAUGCAGAGGCUAAAUCCGCACAGUGAAUCAUUUAAGUUUCCUCAUUGCAUCCAAUUGGAAUUUUGUAAAACCUCUUAUUUGUCAUUUUCAAUAAAUUGAAGGAGUCUUGUCUCCUCCAUACAGAGAAAAGAA
Messenger RNA from Gasterosteus aculeatus aculeatus (three-spined stickleback), 570 nucleotides. It is a transcript of the gene coxfa4a, whose product is annotated as NDUFA4 mitochondrial complex associated a. The record is from RefSeq and is a predicted model, not a curated record. NCBI's taxonomy places the organism in Eukaryota, Metazoa, Chordata, Actinopteri, Perciformes, Gasterosteidae. Gene Ontology annotation, cellular component: respiratory chain complex IV.